Messenger RNA from Closterium sp. NIES-67, 1216 nucleotides. The record is from the annotation of a GenBank genome assembly. Lineage: Eukaryota; Viridiplantae; Streptophyta; Zygnematophyceae; Desmidiales; Closteriaceae.
CUCGCUCCAUCAACAAGCAGCAGGGAACACAACACAACUCGCCAUUCGUUGGCAGCAGCAGCCCAAGUCGCACCACAUAAGAUGGCACCACCCCCACCAUUUUCACUGUGUAAUCUGCGUCCGGGGAGCUUCUUUUCUGAACUAAAGCGUCGCUUUAGCCCUAUAGUCUCCGUCUGGCCGCUGCCGCUUCGCUUCACGCGCAACCUUGCGGGACGAUUCGUUGAGGACGGGCUUUUCUAGUCGCCGGACUCAGCGCCGAGAAAAAGGCGCCCGGUGCUGUCAUCGGAGAAGCCGCUUCGUGGCGAGCAGAAAUUGGCACAAUCAGCGGCCGGCGGAUUCGCGUUUUCCAACUCGGAAAAGAAAAAUAAAAACCGUUUUCCAACUCGGAAAAGUUGUCGCAGCGCAAUAAGUGAGCCUAUUUGUUCAACUCAAUCCGAGACGACACGUCAUCAUGGCGUCAGCGACGGGAAGACAGACGAAGGCCGUGAUGGGAUUUGUCUUCGUGCUGCUGCUGCUCGCUAGCAGCUUCGCGGAAACUGCGGACGCGGUGAGCCGGAGAGACAUCCGCCGCGCGCUGAAGAAGAUUCGGCGAAGCCCGCGCCUUCGAGCCUUCAACUUCAAGUCGUUUCUUGAAAAAUUUGUGCUCCUAGCGAUCAACCAGGACGGCCCCAUCACCCUCUUCCUCCCCACGGACCCCUACACCAUGUACAUGGCCUAUUCUAACGGUUACACCCUCACAGACUUCACCACUCUCGGCCAGAACAACAUGCUCCCCGAGUACCAUCUCUACAAGGAUUUUGCUAACGCUGCGGCGGGUACAAGCUACACUACUGUACUGGGCGAGGCUGUAAAGAAAUGGAAUGGUAAGGCCACGCAAUUGGUGGCUUUUAAGGCGGCUAAGGGUCUGCCGAGUCUCGUCAUAUGGCCCAACAUGUUCAAAGGGGACACUCUGGUGAUUCACCUCACGGCCCUAGCUUUGAUUCCAUCGUCCAUGUGACUUCCUCAUGGCAGGCCUCGCCAAUUGUCAAAUUCACGAUGAACAGAGCUGAAUUUCAAUGAAUCAGGAGGCAGCUUUUUGCUACCGUAAUCCCCCGUGUAUAACACCCGCUGAAAUAGUCACUCCAUGGGUGGUUAAUACUGGGGGGGGGGGGGUGCUUAUGAUAUGGUGUAAUUUUUAGAGCACCUGUUUUUCUGACAUUAAAUUUUACAUAACACC